Abrus precatorius (Indian licorice) is the source of this 678-nucleotide messenger RNA. RefSeq lists its product as uncharacterized. The transcript has a single exon. Bases 206 to 586 code for a protein of 126 amino acids. The record is from RefSeq and is a predicted model, not a curated record. Lineage: Eukaryota; Viridiplantae; Streptophyta; Magnoliopsida; Fabales; Fabaceae.
AAGCGUGCAGUUUCUAACUAGCUUCCGUUUCCACCCCCAACGCCUCUCUUUCUCGUCCUUUAUUCACUUUCCCCGAAAUUCACCUUGACUUUGCAACACCCCUUUCGUCCUUACCCUUUUAUAAAUACUUGCCCAACUUCGACCUUUCUAAUUAUACCCGUUACUGUUCUGUGCACAAAUAAGCCAUUGUGCGAUAUUAUCAUUUAUGAAGAUGCUUGGAGUUAGCAACCAUGUCAUGAAGGGGAAAAGGCACAGCAAAAGGAACAAAAAGGAUGUCAAAGUGACUUACAUUUCAAGCCCCAUGAAGGUGAAGACUAGUGCUUCACAAUUCAGGGAACUUGUGCAGGAACUCACUGGCCAAUACUCCAAUGUUGCGGAAAUGUUCGUUGAGGCUAAUAAUGAUGAUGCUCAUGAUGCUGCUGUUCACAAGGGUUCCAGUAAUCAACAAUGGAGUGCUGAUGAUGCCUAUUUGCUUGAGCCUAAUUGGUUGAAACCUGGUUACAACGAGUUCCAUUCUAGAUCCUCAUCGGAGCAACUAAAUCGACAAUUUCCGUAUGAACUUUUCAGCUUUGAUACGCUCUACUAGACUUAUGUAAUAUGUAAUAAUGUACAUAAGGUAUAUCGCAGAUUGAAGGUCAUCUUCGAUAUUUUUGAGUUUAAGAAUUGUUCUUAAGAAUG